Molecule: messenger RNA, 3561 nt
Organism: Aquila chrysaetos chrysaetos
Lineage: Eukaryota; Metazoa; Chordata; Aves; Accipitriformes; Accipitridae
Gene: BID
Product: BH3 interacting domain death agonist
Exons: 6
Coding region: 1969-2541 (190 amino acids)
Biological process (GO): positive regulation of intrinsic apoptotic signaling pathway; apoptotic mitochondrial changes; positive regulation of release of cytochrome c from mitochondria
Cellular component (GO): cytosol; mitochondrion; cytoplasm
Source: RefSeq, a predicted model, not a curated record
UCUGGGGACUUGCCUUGAGGAGUGUCUAACUUUACAUAGAGCUGAGAUGAUCCCCUGAGGGGAAGGGAAGAACCCCCAUGUAUUGUAGGACUCUUCCCCCUGCACACUCAUUAACACCUCUGGGUGCAGCAGGUACCCUGGCAGGGCGGGGGCUGCUCAGCCCCUUUCUGUCUGCAUUGAGGCUCUUGUCCAGGUAUUUUACCUGUGCAGGGCACCCAGCACCCAGGGAGGACCUUUCUGCCAUAACCAGCAUAUAAGCUUCUGCCCCUUUUUGAAAAGUGUAAGUGCUUUCAAAACACGGUAUUUGGGUCUGUAGAGCUAUAGCCAGGCACCUUUCCUGCACGUUUCCAGGAAUUGAUAUGAGGAAUGUGUGCAGGCAGACAGGUUCAAGCUCCUUUUACAGCUUCUAGUUACCAUAGUAAGCUGGUGUGGAUAACGCGCUUGCAGAGCCUUGUGCCAAGCUGCUAUGCCCUGCCUUUCCGGGCCUAGCUGUAUGGGCAUGCCCAGAAUAGAUCUGGAUCUUUUUGUUUGACUUGUAUUUUCUGCUUUGGGAAUGGAGCAGUGUGCCUCUUCCUUCCCAGACUGGAGUGGUCUGUGCCUCUUCUUUUAAAGCAGGGAGUGGGAAAAGACAAUAGUGUAUUUCUUUUUGGUUGCCUCUUUCAUGAGUGUUUGGACUGAACCAAAUGAGUUUCCUGGCAGUGUGAAAUAGUGUGACAAAAAAAAGUAAGAAAUCUGGGUUUUAAAGCCACAUUCUGAGCUUUCCUUGGAAAGAUGUGGCAGGUGGCAAACCCCCCAAGGAAGUGUCUUGACUUCUAUUUCUAUUCCAUCCUCUUGCUGUAAGAAAGAUUACAUUGGUCCCUCUGCAGGCUGAUGUUUUAUGUAGUCUGUUUGUUGCCACCUGACUGUGUUCAACUCACCCUCCAGCAAUUUACUGGAAUUCUCAUCAAUGAGAAGAAGUAGGUCAUCAUAGCACAGUUUGGCUAGGUUUGGGUGGAAGAGGUUUCGCUGUAAAGUUUUUGUGAGUGAGAAAUCUCUUUGGUGCUACUCGGCUAGUUUCACCAGCACAUCUGGCCGCUUGUGUGCAACUUGCAGCUGUAGUGUCUUGCGUUGCAUCACACUUCUGCCAGAACUGCAGGAGAACCUCUGCCUCUCCGCGUAUGUAGCGUGGCAUGAAUGGAAGAUGGUGCGGCUUCUUGCACCUUGAAAGAUGGGGGGGUUUGUUCAGCCUGUACUCAUGUUGUGAAGUCAGCUGGCUAUUACCAGCCCAAAUUAGCCAGCAUGGGUUAAUUUGACCAGCUGAAGAGUACUGCUGUGGUCCCACAUGAAGCUUUUGGCAUAGGCUAGAGCUGGGUGGGGAUGGGAAUACUGGUAGAGCCCAAGAAGGUUGCUGUGAUGAAUGUAGGUUUCGUGGCAAAUGGGAUGUGGGCAGCAGAGGCUCAAUACUACUUCAGGCUUCCUGUGGUCUAAGCCAUGAUGGUUCAGAAAGUGGUGUUUAACUCAGCAGGAGCCAGAAUCAGAGGAUAUCCACUGUUUACUAGUUGUAACAUGAACACCUUGGUUUUGGGCUGAAUUACUUUGCACUGAAAAUAAAUGUUACAUAUAAAACCAAAAUAUAUGCAAGUGGAGGCUUUGCCUAGCCUACAGAAAUGUUGCUGAUGUGGACAAGUCCCAAGGAGUUUGCACAAAGCCAAGGUUCUGCCAAAGACUUAAUGCUAAAUCCCUACCUUCCCCUUAAUCUCAGGGAUUCUGUGUCAAGUUCUGCAACCUGAAUUAACAUCUGACUCUCCUCCAGCAAAGUCAAGCCCAGGAGAAGGGUUACCCUGACCUGUUUCAGAGCCCUGUCAGGUCCCACAGGAAAGGACGGAGAGGACUGCACUCUCCCUAGGCAACAAACUUUUUAGGGUAGAGGGCAAGGACUUCUGGUCUGAAGCAGAGGGUGACAAGAACUGCUCUGUCUCUGAAUCUAUCAUGGAACAGAUCAAUGGAUCUGUCCAGAUGGAGCGUGUGCUGCUGUACACCUUCCUGGAGGUGUCCCCUGACUGUAAGUUCAGAGAGCAGCUGCAUUCCCUGCAAAGCCAGGGGAUUGUGUCUUUCCCAAAAGGCAGCUAUGGCUAUGAUGAUGAGGUGGAACUUCAGACUGAUGGCAAUCGGAGUGGCCACUUGCAGAAUGGUGAGCUAGUGUUUGACCCUGAGGUAAAUGAAGAAGUUAUCCGGAUCAUUGCUGCUCAGCUUGCUGAGAUUGGAGACCAGUUUGAUAAAGAAAUCAAAGCAAGAGUAGUAAAUGAUCUAGCGCAGCACUUUCUAAAUGAGAAUCUGUCUGGAGAGGAGAUAACCCAGCGCAUGUCGGAGGCAGUGGAAGGGCUUGCACGAGCCAUCCCCUCAGACAUGGAACAGGAGAAGGCCAUGUUGGUGCUAGCAAUGGUCUUAACUAAAAAAAUUGCGAAUACAAUGCCUUCCCUUCUACAGCGUGUCUUCAGCACCACCGUGAACUACAUUAGCCAGCAGCUCCACAACUACAUUGUUAGAAUGCUGCGUGAGUGAGCUCUCCAGCCCUCUGUGUGGAGAAUGUGGAUUCCUGAAGACUUUACUUCUCUUGAUGUACAUGAAUCACUUCUUUAGCUCCUAACUUCUGAGAUACAGCUGUGAAAGGGAAGGCAGAGCUUCAUAGAUAGGCUUUUGUAGACUAGCACAGCAAUGAUGGUAGUGUGAGCUGCAUGCCAGCUCUGCCAGUACACGUAAGGAGUAGUGCUUGCCCUCUCUCAUUUUACAUUAGUUUUUUUUCUUUUUUUUCCUGUUUUUUUUCUGGUGUUUUUGUUUUUUUUAAUCUUAGCAGUAGCAGACUUUGUGCAGACCCUGGCUUGUGCGUCCAGAGGAAAUGCUGUGGGCACAGGAUCUGCCCUCUCAGUAUUUUUUUUUUCUAAUCAGCUGUAGCAUUUUGCUUUAGUUAUGCUCUUCCCAGCCCUGCUCCUUGUGCUGCAGCUGAGCCAUGCUGAGUGUUAAUUGUUCCCAGGAAGGCCUCAGGCUGUACAAUGGGUGGUUGAUCAGCACAGAUCACCAAGGGGGGGGGUGGGAAUCGGGUCUAUCUUAGAGGGGGGGAGCUGGCAGCAAGAGGGAGCAGCCCUAAAGGAGGUAGGAGGGUUUGGCCAGGGAAGGCUGAAGUAAAGAUGCUUCAGUAUCAAUUGCCAUAAACCUGUGCUUGCUUGAAAAAUAAAACCAAACAAGAAACGGUAAAAGGGCAGGUGUAGGUACAGGGCACAUUCUUUCAGGGAACACAACCUGGAUAUGCUUGAGGAAAAGUGUUUAGCUUUAGAGUAUCUUGCUAUAAAGAGAAAGAAGGUAUCAGCCUUGGAUCAGGAAGCAUACCUGGCAUCUCUUAUGAGUGUAUCGCAGUUACAUCUCAGGAUCAACAAACUUGGACUCAGGUUGUUUGAUACAUACCUGUAGUCCUACACAAGGUGGCAAAGGCUUUACUGGUGAUCCAGCUGCCUCAGAAGUUUUGAAAUGAUGUAAAUAUUUUGUGGAAUUUUUUAACUUAAAUAAAAUUGUCAGUUCUCAUGGCAA